GAUUAGGCAUGUGACCUUUGUCCAGCGCUAGUAUAAAUAGCCAGGGUGAAGUCUGAAUUGGCACAGUUCCACUGAAACUCUCAUCAUGCAUCCUCUACGACUCGGUGUUCUGGUGGCCACUCAGGGCAGAGUCUUAGAUCAGGACACGGCUCCGGAAGUUGCCGUUUCACCUCAAGAAACCAAGCCCGCGGAGGUCAAGCAGGAAGUUGCCAACGAAGUACUGGAAACCCAACCGCAGCUGGGUGGCUCGAUCACCUCCCAAGAUCUUCCGGAAAACUCACCUGCUGUGCCUAGCGAAAGCGUUGCAGUCAAGGAGGUUCCAGCUGAGGUGGCGAACGCCUCAAAUCCAGGAGUUCAGGAAAGCCAACCCGAAGGGGUUUCAUUUGUAGCCACCCAUUCCGUUGAGGUUGCACCAGAAGUUACUAAAGAAAGCCAGGAAGCAAAUGCCAGUGUGAGUAAGGUUGUUAGUCCAGUGGAAAAGCAGCUCACUUCCAAUGAGAUAUCCAAGGAUCAGGAGCCUGGCAAAGAAGAAGUAAUAACCCAAAACCAUCCCGAAGUCCAAGGUCGCGACAAUAGUAUCCAGCUGGUGUACGAGCAACCUGGUCAAAACCAAAACCAAAACCAGAUUCCACAGAUAAGCAUUCAAGACCUGGAGAAGAUCUUCAAGUACCAGGGAGUGCAAGUGGGCAAUGGAUCUCAAUCUUUGAACCAGUAUCCGGGCUACUACAACAAGUACCAAUCCUACCCGAAUGGGGCACUCGCUUCAGGGGUAAACACCUCGGAUGCCAAUGCGACCCAGCACAUUCACACGCACUACUAUCCCAACCAGAAGAAGCCGGGAUUACCCUUGCCCUUCCUGGCCAAUCCCUUCCAGAAACAGGAACCCGUUUAUGUUAACCUAAAUCAGACUGCGAACUCCACGAGCAACGUGACUUACCACACCCACAUCCACGAGGAGACCAAGCCGUUUCCCUUCCUGCCCAAUCCCUUCACGGACUUCCCCAAGGUUGUGGGCCUCAGCUUGGUGCUUCUCCCUAAUCCAUUUUAUGUGAACAAGAACCAGAACCAGAACCUGAACCACUCUCAAGUCGCAGGCCUGCCUGCUGGAUACCAGGAGAACGGGGGGUACCCGUACUUUGGAAAGCUCCGCUCCUUUUCCGAGGAGCCCCAGAAGCAGCAGCAACAGAAGCAGCAAUCGCAGCAGCAGCAACCGCAGCAGCAGCAGACUCAGAAGCCCAACUUCUACCUGAUCCCCAAUCCUCUGGCCAGUCAGGCAUCCGGUGAUGGCCAAAAGGCAGAUGCCAGUGUCCUGUUUCCCAUAAAUCUGGCUGCCCUCCCACUUCUGGUUCCGGCUUCGGAGCUGUUCGGCGGAAAUAAUCCUCCCUCGGCAAGCAUCAGUUUCCAGGAUCUGAUUAAGGCCACCAAUGUCCACGUGAGCCAGCCCAUCAAGCUGCAGGCCAACAAUGGCCUCACUCAAGUUCAGAAGGAGCAGGCUGCCGUCCAGCAGCUGCUCCUCAACCAUCUCAAGCAUCUCAACCAGCAACAAUUGCCUUUCCAGGAGCAACCCGUCGCGGGCGGAAAGCGCUCCCAAUCCGCACAGCCCGUGGUCCAACUCCAGGAGGAGGAGGAGAGCUCCGUUCUGUUUGCCGUGGAGAUCCCCAAACCCAUCUAUCGCUUCUUCAAGGGCAUCUUUGGAGGCUUCUCCAACUGAGAGCGCACUAGGUGAUCACUACCGACAGAACAGCAAGGAACCAAGGAGGAAACUGAGGCAAAUCCAUGUAGUUAUUCAUUAGAAACACAAAUAAAGUUAAGUGCAAACCCCCA
Drosophila erecta is the source of this 1824-nucleotide messenger RNA. RefSeq names its product RNA polymerase II degradation factor 1. The coding region runs from base 86 to 1711 and encodes 541 amino acids. Lineage: Eukaryota; Metazoa; Arthropoda; Insecta; Diptera; Drosophilidae. The record is from RefSeq and is a predicted model, not a curated record. The transcript is spliced from 2 exons.